GCAUAUAUUAGGAGCCGCUGCCCAAGGCAUUAGAGCACGUUGGGGUUUUUGUGUGUAUUGGGAGGAAGAGGAGGGAAGUCUGCUGUAAAAAGAAACGGAGCCCAAACUCUUCGAAGCAUUGCAUGCAGUGUGUUGACGGGAAGGCAGGCGGGGAGAACGCGGUUAGACGUUCUGGGGGCAAAUACCGAGAAAGAAGAAACUCUUCGCUUCGGUCGCAGAGGACUUUUGAAUGGAUGCGUGACAUGAGCCAUCCCCUAUGCAAAGAAAUAGCAAACUCCAAACCUUUCAGACACCAAGACGAUGGCAAGUCUCUCUGGCUUGAUCCGAUUCGGGGGGCAACUCGUCUGUUUACUCGUCUGUUUACUGAUGGUUUUCAGCAAUUCUGGAGUGCUGGCCCGGCGGAUCUGCUGGCAAGCAAUCAUGCUGUGCCAGCGAGAGCCCGAUUGCAGCUUCGCUUACGAGCAGUACACUGAGGCUUGCAGGUCAGUGUUAAACCUGGAGACCAGGCGGUGUCCCAGCCACUGCAUGUCGGCUCUCAUCCACCUCAACCAAACGCAGAACGGACCCAUGCUGGAGAACUGCGACUGCGUCCACGACGAGCUGUGCAAAAGCACCAAGCGUGCCAUCGAGCCCUGCUUGCCUAGGACCCGAAACCGGGACGGGGUAAUGGGCUGCACCGAAGCCCGCCUGCAAUGCGAGAUGGAUUCACAGUGCAACAACGCCAUGCGCCGCUACCUCCAGAACUGCGGCAAACUUUUCAACGGCAUCAAAUGCACAGAUCAGUGCCGCGAAGUAAUCGAGAGCAUGCUGGUUAUCCCGAAAGCUUUGCUUCUCAAGGAGUGCAUCUGCGAUGGAUCCGAUCGCCCCAUUUGCGAGGCGAUUAAGGACAACAUGGCCAGACUUUGCUUUUUUGGACCCGAGCAUAGCUCUGGUAGUAGCGGCUCGGACAUGGAGCCGGAUGAAUACUGGGACUAUGAAGAUGAUCCAACAGACAACGUUAUCGGCUAUAAUGAUGAUAAUAAUAGAGGCACGAAAAAGUACGCUUCAAGCGCCAGAGGCUCCUCUACCGUCCAAGUGCCUAAUGUUUUGACUUUGAUGGCAUCCAUUUUAUUACUACUACUACUGAUCGCCCGGUUAUAAUUGAACAAUGCAACUUUUAUAUUCUUAUUCAAUAAAGAAGCGCUGCACUGCCAUCUACAAUAUAAAAAAAAGACAAUUUAUAGACUUUUUAUAUAAAUUUUAAUUCUGGUAAGAUUUGUUUGUAUUUCGUUUGCAUCAGAGAUAUGAAAUUAUUCUCUGGUGCAACUAGUAUAAAUCUUAUAUGACUGGUGUUUUUUAACCAGUAGUUGUGUGCUUGUGUAUAAAGUUACAUUUGGAGAAUAAUUUAUUGCAAUAUAGACUUAACCACAUGGCUUUGAUUUUGCAUCGAGCAGUAAGUGAAUGCAUUGAUUUUACCGGCUAUGGUGCAAAAUUUCAAUACUUUUUACUAAAGGGAAAUUGAUUUAUAUUGAACGAUCGACGUUACCAAUUGAACAAUAUAAGAUGCGACAUAUAGAUUUGAAAAAUCUUUAAAUAUGUAUUUUUGGAAAACGAAAGAUAUAAAAAUUGGCUUUGAUAGAAAUUGUUCUUUUAAAAUAUUUUGUAAGGUUGCCAUUAACGUUGUAUUUUCAUAGAAGCCAUAAAGAGUCAUCUAGUUCAAAACAA
Molecule: messenger RNA, 1704 nt
Organism: Leucoraja erinaceus (little skate)
Lineage: Eukaryota; Metazoa; Chordata; Chondrichthyes; Rajiformes; Rajidae
Gene: gas1a
Product: growth arrest-specific 1a
Exons: 1
Coding region: 301-1140 (279 amino acids)
Biological process (GO): regulation of cell cycle
Source: RefSeq, a predicted model, not a curated record